Messenger RNA from Phragmites australis (common reed), 1003 nucleotides. RefSeq lists its product as uncharacterized. NCBI's taxonomy places the organism in Eukaryota, Viridiplantae, Streptophyta, Magnoliopsida, Poales, Poaceae. The record is from RefSeq and is a predicted model, not a curated record. The transcript has a single exon. Bases 321 to 839 code for a protein of 172 amino acids.
AGCAGCGACGGACGCCGACGUGCUCGCGCCGCGCCGCGCGCCGCAUUAACUCCGCCCUUGAGCGCUCGCUCGUCUCGGCUCGCGCCGGCAGUCGCGUGACACAUGCAGACAUGCUUGCUUGCUCCCGAACGGCAAGCUAGCGCCGCCAGAUAUGACCUGGCCAUGUCGUCCAUGCACGCCUGCCUGCCUGGUUUCCACCGGAGAUUAGCAGCGGCGGCUGGCGUGCAAGCUAACCGGGUUCGUACAGUUGUGCGAUGCGCCUUCGAGAGGCGACGGUGCUGUCCACGUACGUCUAGGUCCAGCUACUGUACGUAUGGCCCAUGGCGUUGCAGCUGGUUCAAUUCAGUAUAAAUAUAUGCUUCGGCAAGGCUACACACUUCGUUCCACUCUUGCGAUUGGCAGUCACAGCAGUACUUGCAAUUAACAAGCUGGUGCUGCGUAGACCAGACCAGAGGUUGUGUGUCGUCAUGGCGAAGGCGCAGGCGGCGGCGAGGUUCAUGACUGAGGUGGCGCCGCCACAGGUGGUGUCCAUCAUGCGGCGGAGGAAGGUGUCUAGGAGCCUCGAAACCAUCGCCGAGGAAGACAGGGAGCAGCUGGCGUACGGACCGGACCACGGCCUCCACUACCACCAGGCCGCCGCGGCGAAUUCGAGCGGUUUCGCGGCGGCGUGGCCGAAGAGGGCGCCGCCGCAGGCGCGCGCGCGCACGGGCAAGUUCACGAGGGAGCUCAGCAAGUACUUCUCGGACGCCCACGGCCAGGACGGCAGCUGGGAGGAGAGUGGUCACAAAGGCCACCGGCGAGUGGUGUAUGCACAGCAAUUGCGCAAAAACGGUGCAUGAAGAGCCCCGGCUAACUAUGCAAUCGAGUUAGUGUUAUGCAUGAUCGAUUAAGUUGGAUCCAUGAAAAAAAGAAUAAGAUAUAGUGAGCAUGUUGGGGGGAGUACUCCAUAUUUAGUUGUAUUUUCCAUAGUGUUAUUUGGAUAUGGAUAUAGGUGUCAGAAUUU